CUUUCGCGGCAGUCAGGCCAGCCGAGCCCGUCUCCAGCUCCGGGCAGCGGGGCAGAGGGCCCGGCCGGCGGGGCAGCCAUGGAGGCGGCGGCGCGAAGGCGGCAGCACCCGGGAGCGGCGGGUGGCCCGGGCGCGCAGCCGGGCGCCUCCUUCCUGCAGGCCAGGCACAGCUCCGUCAAGGCUGAUGAGGCUGCCAGCACGGCUCCCUUCCACCUUGAUCUCUGGUUCUACUUCACCCUGCAGAACUGGGUUCUAGACUUUGGCCGCCCCAUUGCCAUGCUGGUGUUUCCUCUCGAGUGGUUUCCUCUCAACAAGCCCAGCGUGGGGGACUACUUCCACAUGGCCUACAACAUCAUCACGCCCUUUCUCCUGCUCAAGCUCAUCGAGCGGUCCCCACGCACCCUGCCGCGCUCCAUGGUCUAUGUCAGCAUCAUCACCUUCAUCAUGGGCGCCAGCAUCCACCUGGUGGGUGACUCUGUAAACCACCGCCUGAUCUUCAGCGGCUACCAGAACCACCUGUCAGUCCGUGAGAACCCCAUCAUCAAGAAUCUCAAGCCGGAGACGCUGAUCGACUCCUUUGAGCUGCUCUACUACUACGACGAGUACCUGGGCCACUCCAUGUGGUACAUCCCCUUCUUCCUCAUCCUCUUCAUGUACUUCAGCGGCUGCUUCACUCCCACCAAAGCUGAGAGCUCAAUGCCAGGGGCAGCCCUGCUCCUGGUGGUGCCCAGUGGCCUGUACUACUGGUACCUGGUCACCGAGGGCCAGAUCUUCAUCCUCUUCAUCUUCACCUUCUUCGCCAUGCUGGCCCUUGUCCUGCACCAGAAGCGCAAGCGCCUCUUCCUGGACAGCAACGGCCUCUUCCUCUUCUCCUCCUUUGCCCUCACCCUCCUGCUCGUGGCGCUCUGGGUCGCCUGGCUAUGGAAUGACCCCGUACUCAGGAAGAAGUACCCCGGCGUCAUCUACGUCCCUGAGCCCUGGGCCUUCUACACCCUCCACGUCAGCAGCCGACACUGAGUCCGGGGCACUGGCCACUGGUGCUCUGCCGGGUGGGAGAUGGGCCAUCGAGGGCAUCUGAGCAUGGGGAGUGUGUGUGUGUGUGUGUGUGUGUGUCCACCCACGUGUGUGCAACCCAUGGCUUAGAGCAUGGGUGAGAGUAUGCAUCGUGCGUGUGGUUAGUCGUGUGUAUGUGUGUUUGUGUGCACAUGCACACACAUGCAGAGUGUAUCACUGUGAGACUGAAUUGUUUUGGUCAAGUUUCCAUUUGGUUUGCCUCUUCAGGAUGGGAUGUAGUUUGAGACAGUGUGUCCAGGCCAAGAGCUGGGGCCUGCCUUCCUGUGCAUCUGAUGGAAUCGGGCCCUCUCACUUCCACUGCUCAGGGCUACCUCUUCUUCCCGGGCUGUCUUCUGGUAGCCGUGCUGGAGAGGCCUUGGUGGGGCAGAGGUUGGGAGGGGACUUGGUCUUUCACCUACUACCUGGUUCACUCCUCAGGCCCGCCCUGACCCUGGAGGCCAGAUUACACGGGUUACAUGAACUCGCCGUGUAUUAAUGAGCAAAGCACAUCCCUUCCCUGGGCCUCAUUUGCACGAGUUGGGCCCACGGUCCCAAAGCGGGUUGGUGGGCGGGUUGCAGUCUCCUCUUGGGGCACCCUUAGGAGGGGUGAGUGGUUCUACCCCGCCCCUGCCCUCUCUGACCCUGGGAGGGGUAUGUGCACCCCAGAUCCUCACCCAACCUCAGGCUGCACGGGGUGUUGAGCCACCCGACCGUGGGGAGCCAGAGGCCAGCCCUCCCCGCCACUCACCGGCCUGAUCUCAGGGUCUGGCAGUGGUCUCUGAUCUCCUUCUGCCAGAAGCUCCCUCUCCCUCCCUGCUCCAGGAUCAUGGCACCCCUUCGUGUGAGGCUGACUGCAGGUUUCUGAGUGGCCGCCGAAGGCAGAGUUCUCACGCACUUGCACUGUUCCCUGAGCCGCUCACUAGGGGUGGGCACGUCGUGAGGCUCUUCAGACAGCCUUGUCUCAGCCUCAGUCUCUGCCUGCCGCCAGCAGGCCUGCUCCCAGGAAAGGGGCCCUCGUUCCCCAUGGGAUGCCACCGCCCGCCUCCCCCGAGGCACUGGGGCCCGGUCUCCUCCCACAGCUGCAGGCCCACGGCCUCAUUUCCCAGCAGUGCCGGCCUGCGUGUGCGCAGGGGUCUCGGGGGCCUGCCUCGCCUCCCCCAGCCCCGCCUCCUCUCCUGUGCUCUCAGGGAGUCCUGUGCCUCAGGGCCUCCUUUCACCCUGCAUGCAGUGGUCCCCCAGCCCCCGUCAGUCCCCGUCUGCUGGCAGCAUCAGGGGUGAGAAGUGUGACUAAAGGCGGUGUGGAGCCCAGCCUGGCUGGCUGCUGCUGCUUCUUACUUGGGAGUGAAUUUGGGAGGCAGGAGGAGGGCGGUCCCUGGAGCAGGGGAGGGAGUGGCUGGUCUGGGGCCCAGGCAGGAGCCCUGGGCUGACCCCAAGGGCCCACUCAGCCCCGUGUGGCUGAGAGCAGGUGCUGCCACUGUCCCCUGGCCCUCCGUGCCACUUAGUAGGAUCCUGCGGUUGGGGGUCACCAGCAAGAAGGGCCUCCUCUAGGUCCCAGCUCUCUUCAGAGGAGUCUGGGGGGGGAGGUCACAGGGGUGGGGACCAGCAUAGGGCAUCUCCAGACCUGCCCCUCAGAGAUGUCCCACUGAGCCUCCCAGCUGUGCUGCCAGCCCGUUCCAGAGGCUGAAGCAGAGAGGGUGCCCUUUGGGGGAAGGUGGCGAGCCUGGUUUGUGGGAGGUUGGCACUUAGCCUUGGGCAAGCUGUUUAAUCCCCCGGGUCCUCAGCUCUUGAUCUUUGAGGGUCUCAGCCUCACCACACGGCCACCAGGGGCUUUGUGGGCUACUGUUACUAGAAAACACAGGGGAGGGCCACGCUGAACAGGAGACGCAUCAUUGUAGGCCAUGUUGUGAUGAGAAAAACAGCUUCUGAGGAAAGCAGCUUUGUUUUUCAGGCUUGCUGCUGAGACAUGUUACAGUACGGUAACCCUCCUCACACCCGGAGUGUGGACAUAAAGACGGGAGUUUAGGAUUCCCACUUUGCUUUUCCCAGGCACCUUUUAAAAUAACCACUCAGCGUUUAAACCCAUAAAAAGCUGGUGACUUCCGCCCCUACCGCUGUAUGAUAGGUGCUUGGUACCCUGCUCUCCUCUCCCUCAGGACCUGGGACGGGGGAUGGUCCUUCCCCUGGCUCAUUGCGCCCCCUGGCCUCUGGGAUCUGAAAUAAUAAAUC
This is a messenger RNA of Eubalaena glacialis (North Atlantic right whale), 3279 nucleotides long. RefSeq names its product CLN6 transmembrane ER protein (gene CLN6). The record is from RefSeq and is a predicted model, not a curated record. The transcript is spliced from 7 exons. Bases 79 to 1017 code for a protein of 312 amino acids. Lineage: Eukaryota; Metazoa; Chordata; Mammalia; Artiodactyla; Balaenidae.